GAACAUUAAGUUUAUUAUGUUUGCAAUUUAGUAAAUAUAAAAAAUGGCAAUUAAUAUAGAUAUAGAUCCUGCUGCAAAAGAUAAAGUAAAUUUUCCACCAAAUUUUAUUGAUCAAGUUCCUAACAAUGAACAUUGGAAUAGGAAAACUCGUAUUAAAUGGACAAUUUUAUUUUUUAUUGGAAUUUUGCUUGUAUAUUCUGUGCGUACAUCAAUGUCAAUCUGUACUGCUGCUGUUGCUAAAGACUUAGGAUGGAAUAAACAAAUAUCUGGUAUGGCACUUUCUGCUUUUUUUUGUGGUUAUUUACUAACAAAUAUGCUUGGAGGUUAUUUAGCUGAUCAUCAUGGUGGGGAAAUUGUUAUAUUUUACUCUUCCAUAGUAUGGUCAUUAUUAACUAUUGCUUUGCCUUUAGUAGCACAUUCCAAUUUUUUAUUUUAUUCUGGUACAUCUGCAGUUUUAAUAUGUCGAUUUUUUACUGGAGUCUCCCAAGGAGUUUUUUUUCCGUCAUUUGUGUCGUUGAUAUCUAGACAUGUUGCAGUUGCUGAACGAAGUGUUGUUUCGAGUGCUGCUUAUUCUGGCUCCGCAAUAGGUACUGUUUCAACUGGAUUUAUUGGUUCAAUAAUGGUUGAUAAUCUUGGUUGGGAAAGCGUUUUUAUUGUUAAUGGUAGCCUUUCUUUUAUAUGGGUAAUAGUUUUUCGAUAUUUUGUUUCAAGUUUUAAUAUUAAAAAAAAUAAAGAACCGCAGCUUGUUGUUAAAGAUUCAGUGCCUUGGAUUAGAUUGCUAAAAUGCCCUCCGAUAUGGGGCUUGCUGAUUGCAUAUUUUGCAAGUGGUAUGUGUUUCUAUAAUUUGCUUUCAUGGACACCAAUUUAUUUUCAUGAUGCAUUUCCAGAGAGUAAAGGAUGGAUUUUUAAUGUGGUACCUUGGCUAUUGAACUUCAUACUAACAAAUAUUGCUGGAUAUUUUGCAAAUGUUCUGCUAGUGAGUGGAACAUCAGUUACAGUAGUGCGAAAAUUAUAUGCCUCAAUGUUGUUUCUUGGUGUUUGCAUUUCUUCUCUUUUACUAAAUACUGUAGAGACUUUUCGACAAGCACUUUUUGUAAUGAGCUUAAAUAUAGGAUUUAUGAGUUUCACUAGUUCAUCUUUAAUGCUUAAUUCACAAGACCUAGCACCAAAACAUGCAGGGGUUUUACAUGGACUAAUGAAUGGAUGUGGAGCAUUUGCUGGAUUUAUUGGUAUUUAUAUAACUGGGUUUAUAUUAGAGACUACUGGACAUUGGUCAGCAGUUUUUGUGUUAACAUCUGUUGUUUCAUUAAUAGGAUUUUUUGCUUUUAUUUUGUUUGGCUCUGGAGAAAGAUUAGUGUAGAUAAUGUUUUUUUUUUUUUUACUGAAUAAAAACGUUGUUUGAUACAACACUUGUUUUCUCUA
Messenger RNA from Hydra vulgaris (swiftwater hydra), 1422 nucleotides. RefSeq names its product voltage-gated purine nucleotide uniporter SLC17A9. The record is from RefSeq and is a predicted model, not a curated record. Gene Ontology annotation, biological process: transmembrane transport. Lineage: Eukaryota; Metazoa; Cnidaria; Hydrozoa; Anthoathecata; Hydridae. Gene Ontology annotation, molecular function: transmembrane transporter activity.